Molecule: messenger RNA, 1999 nt
Organism: Anneissia japonica
Lineage: Eukaryota; Metazoa; Echinodermata; Crinoidea; Comatulida; Comatulidae
Product: heparan sulfate glucosamine 3-O-sulfotransferase 1-like
Exons: 2
Coding region: 149-1318 (389 amino acids)
Molecular function (GO): [heparan sulfate]-glucosamine 3-sulfotransferase activity
Source: RefSeq, a predicted model, not a curated record
UAUAGCUUCAUGUAUCAUUCUAUUGUGGAGUAAAUAAAAGACGAUUGCAAGUCCAUUUUGAUUUCGUGGAGGCAUCGUUCUAAAAUAUUUAUCCUAUAACAGUGUGAUGAGGUUUCUUCGGCAAAUAGGGUAGGCCUAUUUAUUCCAAAUGAAUAAAUGUAAAAGUAAACUGUUGAAGAAUCAGCUUUUGAUGGUAAACAUGAAGGUGGAACGUAUUCUGACAAGAGCGAGUGCGCUACUUUUUAUCUUGGUGACUGUUGUAUUGCUGAGAAUAGUAUACAAUCGGAUCUCGUCUAAUAGAGGACUACAGAAUGAUGUAAAAAUUAGGCAGACUGAGCUUUCAUCAAUUGAAGGCUUUCAGAAAGAUGUACUUAUCCCAAUAGUUAAGGAUGACAUUUGCCGUGAUUGCAAAUAUUGCUACACCUCUGGAUUCAGGCAGAAUAAAAUGAAGGUACUCCCAAUAAAACAGUUGCGCCAAAGUGGAUGUGAACAACGGUUACCGGAUGCGAUAAUAAUAGGCGUGAAAAAAUGCGGAACAGGAACCCUGAGACACUUUAUUAGUUUUCAUCCACAAAUAGCACCCGUGCGUGAGGCGAUUGACUACUUUACAACACGUUAUUCCAAUGGAAUAGACUGGUAUAAAUCGCAAAUGCCAUAUGCGUUAAGAAAUCAGACAGUGCUAGACAAAUCCCCUGGUUAUUUUGCGCCACAAACCUGCGAUAAAAUCAGAAAGGAUUUACCUUCGGAUGUGCGUAUAAUUGCUAUAUUACGUGAUCCAGUCGCACGUGCUGUAUCCGACUUUACACACAUACACGCAAUCCUUGAUGAAGCUAAAAAGAGCGGGUCUAAUGAUUAUGAAAAAGACGUCGCAAGACUAGGGAAAAGUUAUGACCUCGUCAGCUCUCUUAAAGAUUCCCUAAUAGAUGCCAAUGGAAAUGUAAGAGUCAAUAGUAGUUUACUAAAACAAGGAAUUUAUGUAAACAACUUAGGGUACUGGUUUAAACAAUACCCAAGAGAUCAAAUACUUCUUAUUGAUGGAAAUGACUUAACUAAAAAUCCAUACAAAGUUAUGCAAACCAUGGAGACAUUUCUUGGACUGCAAACAUAUUUUACCGAAAAACAUUUUUAUUUCAACCCAGUAAAACGUUUCUAUUGUUUAGCUCGUCCAGUUAAUGAGUGUAUGAGAGGAUUUAAGGGUCGAACACAUCCUGUGUUGUCACAAGAUAUUACGAAGAAAUUACAGGAAUUCUUCAAUCCUUUUGAUAGGAAGCUUGAGGAGAUUACGGGCCAGACGUUUUCAUGGGUGAGAAGAAAUUAAUUAGGAUAUAGUUUUUAAUAUUCAAUCCGAAAAUUCAUCAUAUUAGCGAAUAGCUUGCUUUACCAGCUUAAAUAGUGAAACAAUAUACAAAUAUAGUUGCAUCGAGUAAACUAGUAGACUGUUAGCUCUACUAGGCCUAACUGUUAAAUAAUAUUUAAUGAAUGUAUCUAAACGUGUUUUUUUAAUUUUUUUAAAUUUUAUUUUUUUGUAAAAACAUAAAUAAGUUUAGAAAGGAAUUUCUGACUAAAUAACAUUGAAAAUAUUGCUUCAAAUGUCAUGGAAAACUUUUAACCAUCGCUUGGCAAAAAUCGGUAUUUUUUUUAUAUAUAUAUUUGUGUCGCACGAGUGCAGAAUCUUGGCGAUUAAUCAUGAGGGCGUUAUAUUAUUGCAUUGUGGGUAGCGUGCGUAAUUUAAUAGCACACAUCUUCCAUAUGCGGUCUUUUACUACAGUAUACUGCUUUCAUACCGUAUUGACGUCAACUAUUUUUAAAAUUCCCUCUCCCUGAUUCCCCCACUGACUGACUGACUAGGAUGUAUUGUAUAUUAGGACAGCUUUACUAGGCCUAUUACAUUUAAUAAAUCUACGAGUUAUUGUCGGCUGCCCAUUUCAUAUAUCUGGCUAUAGUUAAUUGUAUUUAUUGUUUUCAUCAUUUGUUAAUAAAAUGAAAAUUUCCAUCCAAA